CGGAUGAAUCCGAUUGAUAAGUUACCCGUCUCGGUCUCGGGGAUUUCCAUGCUCGAUGGAUUGAGCUUGUAUACAGCAGUUCCAAGUUAUCUUUCUUUCGGACUUCAUACUUCCCCUCCCCGCCCUCGCUCAACAUGUCUUCCUCCUCGAAUGAGACUGAGCGCUGGGAUGUUCAGCCCAAGGAUGCAAAGCGCAUGCUCGCCGAAGAAUCCUACGAUGACUGUCUAUCCUGCCGCAUUACAGGAUCUGCCGCAUUUAUCGGCCUCGGUGUCUACAGCUACUGGACGGGCAUGAGCAACCUGAGGAAGCAAGAGAAGACAAUUAUGCAAAGCGCCACCAAGUACAAGAUGGGAUCUCGACGUCUCGGCAUUGCGACUAUUUCCGCAACCCUGGUCGGCAUGGGCAUCUGGAGGGCCUUCAACUAAUACUCAAAUUUGAAGUUUGUUUGUGAUUUAUAUUCCACUCAGGGCGUUGUGUAUAUUAGCUCGAACGAUCGAAACUACUCCAUGAUUGAGAAGGGUCACUUGGGAAUGAGUGCAUGAAAUGUUUAUACGAUUAGCAUUGACACGAGCUGCCUCG
Messenger RNA from Aspergillus aculeatinus CBS 121060, 579 nucleotides. RefSeq lists its product as uncharacterized. The transcript is spliced from 2 exons. Bases 135 to 425 code for a protein of 96 amino acids. Lineage: Eukaryota; Fungi; Ascomycota; Eurotiomycetes; Eurotiales; Aspergillaceae. The record is from RefSeq and is a predicted model, not a curated record.